Exaiptasia diaphana is the source of this 1438-nucleotide messenger RNA. RefSeq lists its product as uncharacterized. Bases 1 to 1332 code for a protein of 443 amino acids. The transcript has 7 exons. The record is from RefSeq and is a predicted model, not a curated record. NCBI's taxonomy places the organism in Eukaryota, Metazoa, Cnidaria, Anthozoa, Actiniaria, Aiptasiidae.
AUGAAURGUGCGAAACAACAAUCGGUCCAAGUAGACGACAAGGUGGAUUGUGUAUUUGAGUGCAUUGCAACACACUGGUGCCGUUCGGUGAACUUCAGAACUAUGCCCUUGAAAAACAGUGAUCGACAUGUUUGUGAGCUUAUUUCAUCCGAUCAGUUUACYAGCAAAGAACAUCUAAAACAGAAUGCAAUAGUUGACCACUACAGUGCUAAAAAUCCUUGCGAGAACAAGCCAUGCAAAAAUGGAGGAGAAUGUAGCAUUCAUUACGACAGACAAGACUACAAAUGCAAAUGUAAGACAGGAUUAUCAGGGAAGAAUUGUGAAUUAAUGGGCGAUGGAAGGAGUCGCUAUGGAGACGCUGCUAUCCAGCUAUUUACAGAGAAGAAAAACUGGACCGAUGCUCGUAGUUAUUGUCAGUCGUUAGGUGCUGAUCUUCUCUCCAUAAACAGCUCACACGAAAACGAUUUUGUAAAGGAAGUCUUUCUGAAGCAACUGAGCUUAUCCACCUAUAGAAAUGAUGUUCCAGAAUUUGAUGUUCCUUACCAAGAAUUGCUGUUAAACCAAUCUUCGCCAAUUGUGAAACUAAAAGGAACAGCUGGCGAUGUGUUGUACAAAGCCGUAGAUGGAGAGACUGCUUUGUAUUUUAGUGGUAAAGCCGAUGGAUAUGCAGAAAUUCCUGAAGUCGAUAUCAGUCCAGACGGGUUUACCAUURCUUUUUGGAUAAAGCCCCUCACCCAUGCCACAGAUGGUGUUUGGGUUCUUCCUAUGAAACUUUUUAACCAACAGUCAUCUAUGAUUGGAUUCCUUUAUUACAAGACGGGAAGGAACCUGUUUACUUUAGACCUGGGCGAAGGAUUUAAUCGUGAAUUGAGAAAUAUGGAUUUUGAUGUCUGGCACCAUGUUGCUCUCAGUGUAAAUAAUAUUACUGGUAUUCGGUAUUUCGUCAUGGAUGCGACAAAUUAUCGUACUUGGAAAAGCAGCAUACAUCCCUCAGUCACAAACAAGAUGAAGCUUGCUUUGGGARCUAACAAAAAUUUCUAUGGAUACAUCAAGAGAAUUUUAGUCAUUCAAAAAGCGUUGGAUAUCAAUGAGAUUCAAACAAUUACAUUUUGGAAUGARCACGGUUCGUGGAUUGGUCUGAACGAUCAAGAAAACACCGGUCAAUUGAKYUGGUCUGACGGUACUYCUGUUGGUCAGUUCAURCCUUUCCUWAGAGAAAUGCCCGAACUAUCAGUCUCUGGACGGAAGUGCGUUGCUGUUAAUAAAAAUGGGACAUGGCUUGAUAAGUUGUGCAGUAUGAAAAAUCMAUUUCUUUGUGAGAAGCGGAAUUGAACAAUUWAGUAGUUUUCUUCWGAACUUUURAAACGGGACACUUUCGAAUUGUCAUAAUUUUCAUGUGGUUUUUCAAAAUAUUCCAUCGUAAAUUAAAAUUAAACAC